This is a messenger RNA of Neolamprologus brichardi, 2738 nucleotides long. It is a transcript of the gene depdc4, whose product is annotated as DEP domain containing 4. Lineage: Eukaryota; Metazoa; Chordata; Actinopteri; Cichliformes; Cichlidae. The record is from RefSeq and is a predicted model, not a curated record. Gene Ontology annotation, biological process: intracellular signal transduction.
UCGUGAUGGCGCUUGAUUUGACUCCUCGGUUUAGAAGGUUGAACAGCCAAACUCGAAGCUUUCGUGAAAAUCUACAGCAUGGCUUCGCUGGGCCCUUUGGUGCCACCCAGCUGUGGCACAACAUCAUCCAAGCCCUACAGACUCAAGUGGAAGUACGCAGCUGCAGGAGACAUUUACGUGUUUACGCUGAAUGUUUCACAGGCUCAGACGCUGUGGACGCAGUUCUCAGUUACUUGAUGCAGAACGUGGCAUUUUGCACAAGUGAAGUUUCUCGUCUCAAAGCUGCUCGGCUCUGUCAGGCUUUGAUGGAGGCGAAGGUAUUUGAACCAGUAGGCACAAAGCUGUUUCGUAGGGACAAGGAGGUGACCUUUGAGGACAGCAGCUGCAGUCUUUACCGUUUUCUGGAAUACAAAGGAUUUUCGAAUUCUGAUGUGAAGGGAAACAUUGAUGCAGAAAACAUCCCAGAACAGCAGGAGAUAAAAAGGAAGAGGAGCUCAAGGAGGCUGAAUGAAUUAAGAACAAUUGCCAAUCCUCUUGCUGUUGGAUCAUCAGACAGAAGGGUGGAAAGAUUGCUAAGGGCCAUCAAUCUGCAGCCAUCCUUGUCUGCAGCUCACAACAGAACCACCACAUCUUCUACCUUUCUUUCCAAAACUGUGUCAGAUCAGGUUUGGAAGCAGCAAACCGUGUUGCAGCUGCUGCAGUUAGUAGAAUUGCCAGUGUUGGACUGCAUUCUUACCUCUCCUGAAAGAGUUCAUCCCCAAACCUGCAAAGUUCCUCUGGCCAACCAGGAUCUGGUUAUCUCUAACACAUGCUUGGAACGAGAGCUGUCUGACACCCUUCCCCUACCCCAGUUGGAUGAGUGGCUGUCAGCAGCAGCAGACUGUUUGGAACUCUUUCCCGACCAGCUGAUCGUGGUUGCAGGAGAACAGCUAAGCCUGCAAUGUGGAAAUGCAUCUUUGGAGGAUCCCAGUGCAGAACAUAUGACAAGCAAGAAGAGGCUGUUGUUUGAUACCAUUGCCAAAUACUACAGUGGACAAGAAAAAUCUCCACUCAUUUCAGGGCGUUACCUGGACAUACAUAUUGCAGUUCUGAAUUUACUGGAUGAAGGGAAGCUACAGGAUGCCAUCAAAGCAUCUCAAUUGUGUUUGCGGCUGCUGGAAUCAAGUCUGAGAGAUGAACUGCAAAGACUUCUGGCCUUCAUGGUGAUAGCAGCUCGCUCAGAUGCUUGCCGUCUGCAGAAACAGACUGAUAACAGAUCCUUGGUGUGCCGCACAUUUCAGAGAGCUCUUGUUCAGAAUCAUGAAUUGACUCGAUCACAGAGUGAAGCUCUGGUGUUCUUUCUCAUGGACAAUCACUCUGAGCUCUUCAAGACACCUACAACCCUUAUUGAAGCUGUGAGGAGAACACUGAGGACUGUGCAGCAGGGAAAAGAUCCUGACUCAUUUGCUACGUUCACCUUCUGCCAGCAGGUGACUCCACAGGAAUACGAGGACCAGCGUGAGGCUACCACCCUGGAGAGCCUCAAACAACUUCUUCAUGACAUUUCCUCGAGCAAGAGGAUGUCUGCCAAGGAGAAGAGGAGGCUGCUCAAAGAGUUUGAAAAGCAUCACCCUGUGGUCUUCCUGCAGCACUUUUCUAGCACUUUCUGAAACACACAAGUAGCUGGGACUGGUUUGACUUCAUGGGUGUACUUGGCAAAUUCACGCAGUUUCAGGAUUUAAAAAAAAAAAGGUUAACCUUAAAUGCAUUUUAUGAUUCUAACUAACAAGGAAGUACUGACUUGCAUAUGGUUACACCUCUAAUGUGUAGUAUGCAGAGUAUCGAUACAUACUACAAAUGCUUUUCAAAUGGCAUGUUACAAUGGCUGUAAUCUUUCCAAAUCCAAAUGAAUCACGAGGUAAUGAUAGCUGAAGUUUUAUUUUUAAAUUUGCUUGUAACUUGAAGGCAAUGAAAUUUUAGUUCAGUACAUCUGGUCAACAACUGCUGUAAAAAGUAUUGCACUAGUUUGAAAACUGUUGUUUACUGUAUAAUCUAUGUCAUGAUGGUAAAUGAAGUAUAAUUUAAACAAAAAAUUGAUUGUUGGCACAGAUUUUACAUUCUACAGUUUAGCUUUACUGCAGGAUAAAAUCAAGUGUUAAAAGGGUGUAAAGGGAAUACUUAAAUUUCAGUACUAAAUGAAUUCUCUCAGCCAUCAGAUGGUUGUUUUGAGGCAACAUUAAGUGAACAGCUUGUGCUUGCAGAUUGAAGUGCUCCAUUUGGAUGUGUAAUACUAAACUCUUUUUUUUCAGUGUGCAUCAGGCCUUGGGAAUAGUGUGCUUUUCUGGGGCUGUACAUUUUUAUUAAGCAUUAAUUUCUCUACAUCACAAAAAGAUGUAAAGAUGUUAUCCAUUUUGAGGCCUUGAUUUGGUAGCUGUACUUGAAAGAAAAAUACUAAUUGUUGUAAUAAUUUCUUUUUCUGCGAACAUUCUAAAAAAAUGUUAUUAUUAAAUGAAAGCAGGAAGGGUAUUAGGAUAACUAUCCUCAUGUAUAAUUUUAUGGUUAAUGACUGUAUUUAGUGCCAUAAUUUAAAUAUUCUAAUUGGAGGUUUUUAGGAUUUUUAACUUGAAAGAUAGACAUUAUGACCUCAUUGGAAAAAGUGCGGUACUCUAACUGGAUAUGCUACUGAUGUAAUUUUUUUUUAAAAAUUAUAAGCAUCACUGUAAUGAAGACAUGGUUGUAAUAAAAAAUGUGUCUCAUUU